AUGUUCACGAAGAACCAGAUCAUCGCCCUUGCCACCGUCGCCGCCGCUUCUCUGUCCGUCAGUGCUGCGCCGACCUACGGCUAUGAGUCUUCCAGCCUCGAGGCUCGUGGUUUCGGCAACAAGGGCUUCGUCAAACCCACCGCGGGUAACAACCGGGCGAGCAAAGUCAAACAAUCCCACCAGAUCGCUGCUGUCGAGGCCAACCGCGCCAAGGAACCGAACCACCCCGCCAACGCCCCCGGAAACAAGGCGACGGUCCAUGACGGCUUCCACAAGAACGGCCCAGGAGCCACCCACGCUACGGUGAAGUAUUCCAACUCGAAUGGCGACCACGUCACCACUCUGCACAUCGGGAAAGACGGUAGCAGAGUCUCUGGGAACCAGGGUAGCCCGAAACACGCCGCUGGCACCUCUGCACCGCCCAACUCUCCGGCCAGACGAAGCUUGGAGGUUCGUGCUUUCGGAAACAAGAAAUUCGUGACCCCUACCGCAGGGAGCAGCCGCGCGAGCAAGGUCAAACAAUCCCACCAGAUCGCUGCUGUCGAGGCCAACCGCGCCAAAGAGCCGAACCACCCGGCUAACGCAUCCGGAAACAAGGCGACGGUCCACGAUGGCUUCCACAAGAACGGCGCGGGAGCCACCCAUGCCACGGUGAAGUAUUCGAAGGCGAACGGCGAUCAUGUCACCACCCUCCAUAUCGCGAAGGAUGGUUCAAGGGUUUCUGGGGACCAGGGAAGCCCUAAGCAUGCAGCGGGGACGUCGGCGCCGCCGAGCACACCCAAGCGCGAGUACGACGAGUUUUUGGAGCUUGUUGCUCGGGCGUUGGACUUCUAUGAUGACCUUGAUUAG
Cyclocybe aegerita is the source of this 849-nucleotide messenger RNA. The record is from the annotation of a GenBank genome assembly. Lineage: Eukaryota; Fungi; Basidiomycota; Agaricomycetes; Agaricales; Hemipholiotaceae.